Molecule: messenger RNA, 2079 nt
Organism: Acanthosepion pharaonis
Lineage: Eukaryota; Metazoa; Mollusca; Cephalopoda; Sepiida; Sepiidae
Source: the annotation of a GenBank genome assembly
AUGUCUUUCAAGCGUCCACCAGUGCCUCUUCUCUCUUGCUCCCUUGUUCACUCUGACUUUCUACUGCUUUCUUCUCUUUCCUCUCUCCUCUUUAUCAGUAUCUCUCCUCUUUCUUCUUCAACCCAUUUCUUUUUGUCUGUUUCUUCUGCAAUUUCCCUCUCUUUCUGUAUUUUCCUCUUGUUCUUCUUAUCCGCCCUUCUCUCUCUCUCUCCCUCCCUCUCUCUCUGUCUCUCUCUCUCUCUCUCUCUAGAUAUUUUCACUCUCCCUGUCUCACCUCCUUUCUCUAUUUCUUAUUCUCCUACUCAGUCGUUUUUCGUUCACUUUUACUACGUUUUCACUCCAUUUUUCCCACCCUCACUCUCUCAUUCUUGUACACGGGCACUCGUAUUUUCUUUCUCUCUCUCUGUUCUCGAUUUAUUUCCUACUAUCAUUAUUCCUCCCCCCAACGCUUGCAUUUUCUCUUUCCGAUUCUUUUCCCUCUCUCAAUUUUCUUCUCUUUAUUUCUUAGUAUAUCACUUUUACUUUUUUCUCUGUUUUCUCUAUCUUUCGCUGUUUCUUCAUUCCUCCCCUUUCUAUCAGUGUCCCCCCUCUCUCACUCGUUCUUUUUUACUUUCAACUUCUCACUUUCUCCUCCUUUACCCCUCCUUUAUCACGCAAUAUCUCUCUCUUCCUCUCUCCAUUUUUAUUUCUUCAUCAUGGCCUGAAGAUUCCUUCUAUCUUUCUCUCUCUCUCUCUCUCUCCCCCUCUUAUCUUUUACUGCCUCCUGUUGUGAUAGCCGUCUAUAAUAUCCAUAAAUGCGUUUUCCUUUCAUUUUUAUAUCUAUCUAUCUAUCUAUCUAUCUAUCUAUCUAUCUAUCUAUCUAUCUAUCUAUCUAUCUAUUUCAGUGUUUCUAUCUACGAGGCUCAGCUGAAAGAUUUUUCUUUCUUUUCUUUAAUUUCUUUUUUUUUUUUUUUCUGUCUUUUAGCGCGGGAAUUUUAUGAUAUCCUUUCUUCUUUUUUUCUUUUCUCUUUUCCUUUCUUGUUUUCCGUUUCUCUUCCUUCUCUCUCACUCAAUCACUCUCUCUCGCUCUCUCUCUCUCUCUCUCUUUUUUUUCUUCAUCCCAUUCAUUUUUGUAAAUUACUUUCUCCUCUUAUUGCUCCUUUUGCCCGGCUCUAUUUUCUUUUUCUUUCUUUUUCUCUCUUCUCUCUCUCUCUCUCUCUCUCUCUUUCUCGUUCUUAUCUUCAUUUUUUAUAUCUAAUUCAUUCUUUUCCCUUCUUCCUUUCUGUUUUUCUUUCUUUCCUUCUCUCUCACACUCUUUCCCUCCUGUCGUUAGCAUUUUUCUCUUUUUAUUCCCUCACAUUUUUAUUUUUGUCAAUCCUUCCAGCUUUUAAAUUAUUUUCCCCUUUCAUUCCCCCCUUUCCCUCGACUCAUUUCAGUCUUCUUUCUUUCUUUCUUUCUUUCUUUCUUUCUUCUCCCUCUCUCUCUCUUUCUCUUUUGUCGUUAGCAUUUUUCUCUUUUUCUUUUAAAUUAUUUUCUCCUUUAAUCCCCUUUUUCCUUGCAUCAUUUCUUUCUUUCUUUCUUUCUUUCUUUCUUUCUUUCUUCUCCCUCACUUUUCAUUGCUAUCAGUUUUUUUUCUUUUUCAUUCCAACACAUUUUUAUUUUUGUCAGUCUUUCAUUUCUAUUCCUUUUUUAUUUUUCCUUUCAUUUCUCAUCUUCUUUCUUCUUUCAUAUUCUUUCUUUCUUUGUACGUUUUUCUCCUCCCCCCACCUCUCUCUCUCUCUCUCUCCUUUAUCUCCGUUCUCUCCUUCAUUGCAGGCCCAGGUUUUUUUCAAUUAUAUUUUCUUUUCUUUUCAUGGGAGAAUACUCUCUUACUCUUUCUCUUUUUCUCACUUUCUUUCUCUCUUUCUCUCUUUCUUUCUCUCUUUCUCUCUUUCUUUCUCUCUCGAUUUCUUUCUCUCUUUCUUUCUCUCUUUCUCUCUCUCUUCCUCUCUCUCUCUUUCUCUCUCUCUUUCUCUCUCUUUCACUCUCUUUCACUCUCUUUCUCUCUCUCUCUCUUUCUCUCUCUUUCUCCGAGAGUAUUAUAUCGCAUACUUUAUAUAG